CUCCCCCACCACCAGGAGGACAGAACCGAGCAAGCAAGCAAGCAAGCACCCACAACAACAACAACAAUGCCCGUCCAAUCGCGCUGGCGCUGCCAAAUCCCAGAUGUGGACCUACCAACCUACGUCUUCCAAUCGCCCACCACACCACUCGCAACCAAACCCGCCAUCAUCGACGCCGCCAAGCCAGACGCCUACCACCUCACAUUCACGAGCUACCGGCUAUGGGCGCAGCGGCUCGCCGCGGGGCUGCAGCGCGCGGGGCUCCAGCCUGGCGACCGCGUCCUGCUCUUCAGCGGCAACACAAUCUUCUUCCCCGUGGUGGUGCUGGGCGUCAUCAUGGCGGGGGGCGUCUUCACGGGCGCCAACCCCUCCUACGUGCCGCGCGAGCUGGCGUACCAGCUGCAGGACUCCGGGGCGCGGUUCCUCAUCUGCGCCGAGGCCAGUCUGGAGACGGGGCUGGAGGCGGCGCGCAGCGUCGGCUUGGCUGAGGACUCUGUCUUCGUUUUCGAUGCUGGCGGGUACGCGACGAUGGAUGGGACGGGCAAGGCGGCUGCGGGCGGCAGAGUGCGGCAUUGGAGCGCGCUGCUGGCGGGGGAAGAGGAGGGGCGUUCGUUCGCGUGGGAGCGGCUCACGACGCGCGCGCAGCUCGACCGCACCAUCGCGCUGAACUACUCGUCCGGGACGACGGGCGUGCCCAAGGGCGUCGAGAUCACGCACCGCAACUACGUCGCCAACACGGAGCAGACGAUGCACGUGUGGCGCCUCGACGUCAACUACGAGACCAAGACGAAGCGCGAGAAGCUGCUCUGCUUCCUGCCCCUGUACCACGCCAUGGGCCAGACUAUCUUCUGCGUCGCUGCCCCUAUGCGCCAGAUCCCUGUCUACCUGAUGCAGAAGUUCGACUUCAUCAAGAUGCUCGAGUAUACGCACAAGUUCCGCAUCACGGACUUGACCCUCGUGCCGCCUGUCGUUGUGGCCAUGGCUAAGCACCCCGCGACCAAGCAGUUCGAUCUGAGCUGCGUCGAAAGAGUCGUCAGCGGAGCAGCGCCACUCAGCAGGGAGGUGUGCGCGGAGCUGGAGAAGCUGUGGCCCGAGGGGCAAGUCAACAUCAAGCAAGGCUGGGGAAUGACCGAAGCAACCUGCACAGUCACCGGCUACCACCCCAACGCCUACUCCGACUCGCAUUCCGUCGGCGAGCUGGCCCCCAACUGCGAGGCCAUGAUCGUAGACGACAACGGGCAGGAGCUGCCGCGCGAGGAGGCGGGCGAGCUGUGGAUCCGCGCGCCCAACAUCAUGAAGGGCUACUGGAGGAAGCCGGGGCCGACGGCGGAGACGUUGACGGCGGACGGCUGGCUCAAGACGGGGGACAUUGCGCGCAUCAACAAGGCCGGCUUCUUCUUCAUCGUGGACCGCAAGAAGGAGUUGAUCAAGGUCAAGGGCAACCAGGUCGCGCCUGCAGAGCUGGAGUUCUUGCUCCUGGAGCAUCCGGGCAUCGCGGACGUUGCCGUUAUCGGCGUGACGAUAAAGGGCGAAGAGUUGCCCCGCGCAUACGUUGUCAGAAAGGAAGGCCGCAGCGUCACUGCCGACGAAGUGCAUGAGUUCUUGAACAAGAAGGUUUCAAGGACCAAGCGCUUGGUUGGUGGGAUUAGGUUCUGCGACGUUAUCCCCAAGAACCCGAGCGGAAAGAUACUCAGAAAGGCGUUAAAAGAGCAGGCCCAGAAGGAGAUAGCAGAAGAGGAACGCCCCAGGGCCAAGCUGUAAAUCGCACGCCUGGUGUAUAUAGGAGGGCGACGGGUUGGAGGAGACAAUAUCGAGAUACCAUCUAAUGAACAGAACAGGCUUGGGGGAUUGUUGGAAAUAGUCAUCUAAUAACCAGAUAAUGGUAGACUUUUCGGUCAGAC
Molecule: messenger RNA, 1901 nt
Organism: Aplosporella prunicola CBS 121167
Lineage: Eukaryota; Fungi; Ascomycota; Dothideomycetes; Botryosphaeriales; Aplosporellaceae
Exons: 4
Coding region: 67-1761 (564 amino acids)
Biological process (GO): secondary metabolic process
Molecular function (GO): CoA-ligase activity
Source: RefSeq, a predicted model, not a curated record